Vidua chalybeata is the source of this 5006-nucleotide messenger RNA. RefSeq names its product regulatory factor X3 (gene RFX3). Gene Ontology annotation, biological process: regulation of transcription by RNA polymerase II. Gene Ontology annotation, cellular component: nucleus. Gene Ontology annotation, molecular function: RNA polymerase II cis-regulatory region sequence-specific DNA binding; DNA-binding transcription factor activity, RNA polymerase II-specific. Lineage: Eukaryota; Metazoa; Chordata; Aves; Passeriformes; Viduidae. Bases 393 to 2642 code for a protein of 749 amino acids. The transcript is spliced from 18 exons. The record is from RefSeq and is a predicted model, not a curated record.
GGCCGCGCCGCCGCCCCCGCCUCCCUCCGUCCGCCCGCCGGUCCCUCCCUCCCGCUCCCGCUCUCCUUUUGUGAGUUAUAGCAACCGUUGCCUUGUGAGUCGAGCGCCAUAGUCACCGUAGUCCUGGCGACUGUUACCCAUCAACAACAGCCGCUCCGCUCCCGCUCCUGCUCCUCCUCCUCCUGCCGCUGCUCCGCACCCCCUGCCUCACCGUCACCCACCACAACAACAACAACAACAACAACCGCAGCCGCCGCCAGCAGCAGCAGCGACAGCGGGAGCGCCGCCGCAGCCCGCCCCGGCACAGAUAUCCAGUGUAAGAUACGGGAUUUGUCUCACAUUGGAACUACCAAUGAGUGUGCCUGGGGCAAUUUUUUCAAGCAGAGAUCACAAUGCAGACAUCAGAGACUGGGGCGGAUACAGGUUCAACUGUGACUUUACAGACUUCUGCAGCUGGCCAGGCAGCAGUGCCCACACAGGUAGUACAGCAAGUACCAGUUCAGCAACAGGUACAGCAAGUACAGACUGUGCAACAGGUACAGCAUGUCUACCCAGCCCAGGUUCAGUAUGUGGAGGGAAGUGACACAGUCUACACUAAUGGAGCUAUCCGAUCAGCAACUUAUCCUUACACAGAAACCCAGAUGUACAGUCAAAACACUGGGGGAAAUUAUUUUGAUACUCAAGGAAGUUCUGCACAGGUGACAACAGUGGUCUCGUCUCAUAGCAUGGUGGGCACUGGAGGGAUUCAGAUGGGCGUAACAGGAGGACAACUCAUUAGCAGCUCAGGAGGGACCUAUCUGAUUGGCAAUUCAAUGGAAAAUUCUGGUCAUACAGUGACUCACACAACGCGGGCCUCCCCAGCGACAAUUGAAAUGGCGAUUGAGACACUGCAAAAGUCUGAUGGUCUGUCCACUCACAGAAGCUCUCUUCUCAACAGCCAUCUUCAAUGGCUUUUAGACAACUAUGAAACUGCAGAAGGAGUGAGCCUUCCAAGAAGUACCCUUUACAAUCAUUACUUACGACACUGUCAGGAGCACAAGUUGGAUCCAGUCAAUGCUGCCUCCUUUGGAAAACUCAUACGGUCAAUCUUCAUGGGACUACGGACCAGAAGACUUGGAACUAGGGGGAACUCCAAAUAUCAUUACUAUGGGAUUCGUGUCAAGCCAGACUCUCCUCUUAAUCGACUACAAGAGGACAUGCAAUAUAUGGCCAUGAGACAACAGCCCAUGCAGCAGAAACAGAGGUAUAAGCCUAUGCAGAAAGUGGAUGGAGUUGCAGAUGGCUUCACAGGAAGUGGUCAACAGACAGGCACAUCUGUUGAACAAACUGUAAUUGCCCAAAGUCAACAUCAUCAACAGUUCCUAGAUGCAUCUCGAGUACUGCCAGAGUUUGGAGAAGUUGAAAUGUCUUCUCUGCCAGAUGGUACUACCUUUGAGGACAUCAAAUCACUACAGAGUCUUUAUCGAGAGCACUGUGAGGCAAUACUGGAUGUGGUUGUUAAUCUUCAAUUCAGCCUGAUAGAAAAAUUGUGGCAAACUUUCUGGCGCUAUUCUCCUUCUGCUCCACCUGAUGGCACUCCUGUUAAUGAGCCAAGCAAUCUGAGUGAAAUAGAAAGUCGACUUCCUAAAGCAAAGCUGAUUACCCUGUGCAAGAAUGAGUCUAUUCUGAAAUGGAUGUGUAACUGUGACCAUGUGAUGUACCAGGCUUUGGUGGAGAUUCUCAUUCCUGACGUCCUUAGACCUAUUCCUAGUGCCUUGACCCAAGCCAUUCGCAAUUUUGCAAAAAGCCUUGAAGGUUGGCUUUCAAAUGCCAUGAACAAUAUUCCACAAAGGAUGAUACAAACCAAGGUUGCCGCUGUAAGUGCCUUUGCCCAGACUCUGCGAAGAUACACAUCUCUUAAUCACCUGGCUCAAGCAGCUCGUGCUGUGCUUCAAAAUACUUCUCAAAUCAACCAGAUGCUCAAUGAUCUCAACCGUGUUGAUUUUGCCAAUGUUCAGGAGCAGGCUUCCUGGGUGUGCCAGUGUGAUGACAACAUGGUUCAGAGACUCGAAACAGAUUUCAAGAUGACUCUUCAACAGCAGAGCACCCUGGAGCAGUGGGCUGCCUGGCUUGAUAAUGUAAUGAUGCAAGCAUUGAAACCAUAUGAAGGAAGACCCAGCUUUCCUAAAGCAGCACGGCAAUUUCUGUUAAAAUGGUCUUUCUACAGCUCAAUGGUGAUUCGGGAUUUAACCUUGCGCAGUGCUGCUAGCUUUGGCUCUUUUCAUCUGAUCCGCUUGCUUUACGAUGAAUACAUGUUUUACUUAGUAGAACAUCGUGUUGCUCAGGCAACAGGAGAGACACCUAUUGCAGUUAUGGGAGAGUUUGGUGAUUUAAAUGCUGUGUCCCCUGGAAAUAUGGAUAAAGAUGAGGGCAGCGAAGUUGAAAGUGAAAUAGAUGAAGAGCUGGAUGAAAGUGGAGAGCCACAAGCUAAGAGGGAGAAAACUGAGCUAAACCAGGCAUUCCAGGUGGGCUGCAUGCAGCCAGUGCUUGAGAGUGGAGUACAGCAGAACCUCCUGAACCCAAUUCAUAAUGAGCACAUUGUUGCAACUACUCAGACUAUCAGACAAUGCAGUGCUACUGGAAAUACAUAUACUGCAGUCUAAUGUAAAACUUCCCCUGGCCUCCGACACACACUCCAUUACAUUAGCUGUUUAGGUUUAAUACGAAAAAGAAAAAAAAAAAUUCCGAAGGUUGACUGUUGUCAAAUGUAACUGUUCUGAUCAUUAUUUUGUUGGAGUUGUUAAAUGGAAUGGGUGUACGUAUUUUGCCAGGUCUGUUUAGAAACAAAAAAAUUUUUGUAAACAAAACCAUUUUACUUUUGGCCACUCAAUAUGAAGAGGUUUCUUUGUAUCAAAUGCAAGGAGGAUUUUUGCAAAGUUUAAUGUUAAUGUUUUGUCCUCUUAUAAUAAUUUAAAUUUUUUUCAUAGUUUUAAAAAUAUUUUAAUGUUAAUUAUUAGUUAUUAUGCUGAUUUCAUAUAGUUAGGUUUUUAAUUAGAUGCACUUCUGUGAAAUAUCAAAAGAACUAUUUUCUUUGAUUUACACUGGAGGCAUACUUAUUUGACAGCAGAUGUAUCAAAUUUGUUAUAAAAGGUGCUUUUCAUCGUACUACGAGAAGACACUAUUUUGAUAAAAUUGUGAGUAUUCAGGGGGAUUUUUUGUAAUAAUGCUGGAGAGUUGAGAAGAUCUCCUAGUUUCUUCCUGUGAGGAAGAAGCUGUUUAAAAGACAGAAUGUGGUAAUCUGUAUGGCAUAAAUGUACCUAAUUAUCUGAACAUGAUGUAAACAAUGCAAGCUUCAUUUAAAAUCAAUGGUUUCAGAUAUUAUUUGCAUACCAGUUCCUCUGUUUUGCAGACUACUGAUUCUAUAUGUGAGGCCACUGAACAGAUGCUUUUGAUUGUUCAGUGGCACUGUAGUUGUUAGAAACCGAAGCUAAAAAAGAAGUGACUUGAUUAUUGUUAAUUUUAAGUGUAUGUGCUACUUAUGCUGAACUGGACAUACAGGAAAACAUUCCAUUUGGAUGACUUUCUUCUAUUCCAGGUCUUUUCCUACUAGUGGUUCAAUCUGCUGCUCUUAGAAAAAAUGAUUUAUAGAAUGCAAGGAAUGUAGCAACCUGCAUAAUUUUCCUUUCAAAAACAUUUCCUUGUUGUUAAAGUGGAUUUAAAUUUUUACAAAAAUUAGACAAGGCAGUGUAACUGGCACACCUCACUUGUACCUAUUUCCAAUUGUGUAGAAUUUGAAUAGGUGGCUAGAUGGACCAUUGCCAUUUAAGAAUGUACAUCAGGGAUCAUUGUACCUCGGCUAUUACAUGGUGCCUUAAACAGAACUGAAGCUAAGACUUAGUACUUUUUGUUAUUCUUAACUCUUAAAUUAAUUCAACAUGGUGUGCCUGUCAUUUUCAAAUUCCCUAAGAAGUAAGGACAGGUUACACAGCCUUCAAAAGAAUAAAAGGAUUUUUUUAUUAUUAAAUAAUUUUAAUAUCCCUCUUAGAAUGACAAUAGACCUAUUUUUUCUUGUUUCUAGCUGGAUUUCACUUUAAUAGAAAUAAAAUUUGCUUGGGAAUUUGGAAAGCAAAACUAGCUUUAAUACCAACUUCAAAUGUCAAAAUAGAUUGACCAUAGUCCCAAGCACGAUUAUAUAUUUUCUAAACCCUUGCCUACUUUUAAUUUUAAAAACUAAAAAGAAAUAAAUGAGCAGGUACAUAAUGCAGUGCAUGUUUUCAAUUUCUAUAUUUUGUGGUGUAUCAGCCAGAUAUUACAUUUUAAUGGUUAAAUAGUAUCAGUUUAUAGAGACCAUAUUAAUUGACAUUAAAGAACUCAAGUUUUUCUUCAGAAACAUUUCAUUGUGCAGACACAUGAAUUUGCUACACUAAAGUAGUGGAAUUAAAUAGGAAAAAAAUAUCCAAAAAGUGAAUGAGAACACAAAAAUAUCAACCUUACAGGAAAGACUGUAAAAAAAAUGGAUUAUUUUAUUCUGGUUUAUAUAGUGUGUCUGGAAAUGAUUUUCAAGUCACAUAUACCAAAUGGGAGAAGAGCAUGUAAAAUGGAAGUGUAUUUAUAGCAAACAAGUUUGUUGCUAGAGUUUACAUAUGCUCCAAAUACAGCUACACAUAAACUAAAAUGUCCUAACAUUAUUGGUGCACAAAAAAAAAUUUAUUUCCUUUGCAGAAUUGUGAACUCAUGCACCUCAUUUUGUGUAGGCAUAAUUCCUACUAAUGUCAGUAGACGGCUUUUGCCUCAGUAAAAAGUAAAAGUGACAUUUAUAUUCAUUAUUUCUAAACUCAUAAAUGCACUGAAUCUCAUUAUAGAUUUUGUUGUCACAUAUAUCGCUCAGUGUGUCCUGAUUUUUCCUUAGAAAUCAGCACAUCUGUACCCUUCACCAAAAAUGCUAAAACUAAGCUGUGAUAAAUAUUUACUCCCCUUCAUUGUGCAUUAUAAGAUGUUUACAAGUAAAAUAAAGUGAAAUAAUUCAA